Messenger RNA from Eruca vesicaria subsp. sativa (arugula), 375 nucleotides. NCBI's taxonomy places the organism in Eukaryota, Viridiplantae, Streptophyta, Magnoliopsida, Brassicales, Brassicaceae. The record is from the annotation of a GenBank genome assembly.
AUGUCUAAUAUUGAAAAGAGGUGUUUGACUAACGAGAAAGGUACACAACAUUUCAAACAACACGACGCCACAAACUAUGAGUUCAACGAAGAGACAUGUAAGUUGACUGUCUUCAUCCGUGAGACCUGUGAGGUUGGGUUCAGAGACUCAUCGGUCCUGCGGUUUUCAACUACGGUAACUGGUUACUUAGAGAAAGGGAAGCUAGCUGAAGUAGAAGGCUUGAAAGAUGCAUCAAAGGUUUAUUUCACGGCUGAGAUGAAGAAAAGCAGGAGCAGAGAUGUUUAUGAGGUGAAACGUCCCAGUAAUGUUGGAAACGUUGGGUACUUGAGAGAGUUUUGUCGCGAUAUUAGCCUCUUGGCGAGAGAAGAAAUAUAA